UUGCCUGCUUCUCCUGUAACAUUCCCGCCCGAUCUCCUAGACUGGAUCUUGGGAGCCAUAUUAAUUUGUUUGGCUUUUUUAUGUUAUACUCAAGGAAAACACCUGCACAGAAAAGAGGCAAAAAAGGUGCAUAGUGCUUUCUUACCUUUUCCCCCCCUUGAGGCGUGAAGGUUUUUUUUAAAAAGUAAUAGACUUACAGUUCUGUUGUUCAACUCUGCAGGCUCUAAGCUGUAAAUCUGAAUGCAUACGUCCUGCAAAAAACCAUACACCAUUCAAUAACAGAGAGUCACCAGCUCAUCUUUCUUCAGUGAGUUAUUUUAUAAAUUCAGACAGAGCAAUACUUUUCAAUAUACACCUCCUCCUCUCUACCGAUGCCUUCGGUUAAUACGUUUUUGUUUCACCUUGGGGAUAGCUGAAAAAUUCCUCCACAUAAGGUAAUCAGCUUAUAUAACCAGUCCUCGGACUACCGAUCAUGUUCACAUAUACUCUUAACAACAUUAUCCAUAUAGAGGAGGGGUAGCUGGAGGAUUAUAAGGGGUAUAGAGGUAUAGGGAGGGGGGGGGGGAAGUCACUUUAUAGUUCCAAAACUGUGAUAGCUCCGACACACCUCUGCCCCCCCUCCACCACUUUUAGUACAGUAGCUCAUCCAGAUUUCUUGAUCUCACAUGCUUAUCCUAUCAUCUGUAACCAGGGUGAGGAAGUAUACCCCACCAGACUCUCAUAGACUGCCAUUGCCAGCCUGCAUUUCAGAAAAGCUUUCCUACAACGGACUUCAGUUAAAAGGAAUAGAUUCAAGCUCACCACGCUGAUCCUGGCCUCUGUUACCCGAGCUGAUUGCAGGGCACCCGGAGCGGCCGGCGUGUUCCGUCGCACGCCGAGCCCGCUCACGUGGUCCCCCCAGCUGCUUUGCACCACUCGUGCUUGCGCUCCGUCUCCUUCCUCUUCUUCCUGCCGGAUCUCUUUUCUGCUGACUGUGCGCCUCUCAGCUCGUUCACCUCCACCACUACUGUCCACUGCAGCGAGGCCGCCACACCCCCUCCCACACCGGACACCUCCAUCUCCAUACCACAGCGGGGAGCAGAUCCGUCCGUCAGGUGGUUUCCUUUUUUCUUUUUUCUCUCUUUCCUCUUUUUCUUUCUUUUUUCGCCCUAAUCAGGGACGUUCGUCCCAGGGUCAGCAUCAUGCCUCCUGGGGGGUGGGUGGAGAGGAGGGAGAGAGCCCUGGAGUGGGCGGAGCUGACGAGAUCACAUCCUCUCGUCACGUGACCCUUGUCCCAGAAUAAACAAGGACUUGAUUUGUUAAUUACGGAAUGCAUUCGUUCUUAGUUGACGAAAUCGAAACUAAGGAAUAAUUUUCUCCAUUUAUUUGAUUGGUCACUUUACAGAGUUUGUUAUCACAUGACAUUAGUCAGCCAAUCGGGGUGUCCUUCUACAUCCUGUGUUUUUCACGGACAUUGAGGAACUUUUCUUUAUUCCUGUGAAAGUUUUAUUGGUGUUAACAGUGACUCACAGUGCUUGUAGAGAUGGACAGAUCCCCUGAGGAAGACUUCCCCAGUGACACAGAGACAGCUAGAGGACAAGGUGUUACCAAGAAGCCAAAGGUAACAGCUGCCAUUUUUUAUAAGAGGACAUCAGCAAGGCCUGCUGCCAAGUCUUCCAGUGGCCAAACUUCUAGGCAACCAAUCAGAGACAUCUGCCAUGUGGAGACGGAGACUCUAGCAGAAAAUGAGACAGCCAUUACUGAUGCUGAGGUGGCCCUAAAUGUCCAUCAAGAAGGCUCUGACACAGAAAUAGACAACAUCAUGCAUGUCAGUCCUGCCCUUGCAGAUGUGAACAUUGGCAUUGUAGAAGAGGAGGUACCAUGGUCCAGUAUUGCACCAGAUAAACCUUUUUCGCCACUACUAUUCGUACAUGACAUUGAUGAUGACUAUCAAGAAUCUCAAUCACCACCAUCCUCCUCUGGCUCCAUAGUUGUGGAUACACCCUCCCAUGCAAAGACUGCCACUGUCACCAGUACAAGGACUUUAGCUACUGCUUCCAAGAGCACUCCCCUUCCAGAAAAACCUUCCCCAUCAGCACAACCCAGUGUCAGUGGUAACCGCAAAUCUAAGGUAUGGGAGCAUUUCAUAACAGUUGGGGAUGGUCGCUUGGCCAAAUGUAAGCUAUGUGGCAAGGAAGUAAGUUGUGGCAAAGUCUUGGGGCAUCUCACCAAUGCAGGAAUGGAUAACCAUCUGAGGACACACCACAAGGCAGUGUUGAUGAGAGAAGAAAGUGGUUUGGCAGCUCCACCAAGUAAAAGAAAGGGAAGUAGUAGUGCUAGUUCCAGUGCUACUAUGAGUUCAGCCUCAGAUAACCUGGAAAAGGGGCAAGGGGCUGAAGCUGUUGUUCAUCCCAGUAAAGGAAACCAGUCCACCAUAGAACAGUUUACCGGUUUUCAUCCCAGGGGGAUUUCCCGCCAACAGUCCCGCAAGAUUACCCGCCUUAUAGGUGAGCUCAUAGCCAUUGGGGGGGCUCCAUUUAACAUGGUGGAAGGGGAACCUUUUAAACGCCUUCUAAAGGCACUUGCACCCCAAUAUAUUGUACCAUCACGUACCACAUUCAGCAGAAGUAUAGUACCUGCUUUGUAUAAAUCGUGUGUGGAAAAGAGGAGCUGGGAAAAGCUGCUGGACAGUCUGUACAUCUAACCACUGACCUGUGGAGUGCUCCCAGUGGCCAGCAUGCUUUCCUAUCAUUGACCACACACUGGUGGCAGCCCAUUGUCACUGAACUUGCCCAAACCAAAUCAGGUCCAAGAAGCACAGGGGCUGGUGUUGAGAAUACAAAUCAGGGCCACCGCUCAUUCCUCCUCCAUGCAGAGGUAUUGGAUGAGCUGCACAGCUCACAAAACAUAACCAGAGCACUUAAAAAAAUGGUGGAAGAAUGGCUUGGGGAACACGGAGAUACACAUCCGAAGAUGGGUUUCGUGGUGACUAACGGUGCAGCCAAAAUGAUAAAGGCAUUGCGUAAUGGCAACUUUGUAUGUGUGCGAUGCUCUGCACAUGUCCUCCAUCUUGUGGUGAAGGCCGGUUUGGAAGACACCUCAGAGAGCAACACAAAGCUCACAGGAGUUCUGGAUUCAUGUAGAAAAAUUGCAGGGCAUUUUCACCGGAGUGUUAAAGACAGCCACUUACUCAGACGGGAGCAGAGUAAGGCAGGUGUUCCUCAACACAGACUGAAACAGGAUGUUAGCACCCGGUGGAAUUCCACACUAGAAAUGCUGGAAAGAAUCCUAGAGCAGCAGAAACCCAUACAUGCAAUGUCCCAUGAAAAUUAUAUUGGCAUCACCAGAGCAUUUGGCAGGGAGGAGUGGACCUUAGUUGCUCAGGUGGUUGCUGUACUUAGCCCCUUUCGUGCGGUCACGGAAAAGUUAAGCCAGGAGAAGGCAAGUUUGGCGCAAGUCAUCCCUCUCUUUACUCAUCUGUUAACCAAAAUGGAUGCCUUCCUGAAUAACAGAGAGAAGUUGACUGGAGGCUAUAUAGUUGGUGAUGUUGCCACACUGGUAAGGAGACUCCAGGUCCUACUACAGCGUAGGAUUAAAGAGCUGACAGACACUUGCCCUGAUCUAAUGCUAGCCACCAUGUGUGACCCCCGGAUUAAGGGCAAAAUGGCUCUCCAAGCAAAUGCCCUAACAAGCUGGAGGGACAAAUUAAUCAUCAAGGUGUGUGACAGACAGAGACUAUUAGAUGUGGGACAAGAGAGGCAUGAUGAGGAGGAAGAAGCAGAGGAAGAUGAGCCUGCAGAAAUCUCAGCAACCAUCAGCAACACUGCUACAACCUCCUCAAGAGCUGCAGACUUUUGGGCAGAGACAUUGCAAAGCCUGGUUGGACAAAUCAGACAACCCUCUCGGAUACCCUCUCUAAGAGACAAGGUGGCAGACAUGGUCAAAAUUUAUGUGUCUGAACCAAAUAUAUUUCCCACUGCCGAUGCCAUGAAAUAUUGGGACGAAAAGAGGGCUAUUUGGCCUGCUCUAAGCAUGGUGGCCCAGGAGCUCCUAUCCUGCCCCCCAACCUCUGUGCAAAGUGAGCAGGUAUUUUCUGUCACCGGGAACAUUCUAUGCCCACAGCGUUCUCAACUGUCCCCUCAGCUCAUGGAGCAGAUGACUUUUUUUAAAGUCAAUUUGCCAAAGUUAGGGUACCCAGCCCUAAACUUUGAAACAAGUUAAAAAGUUGAAGUUACCUCUUCAGUUAAAGUUGAACACUGCAGUUACCCUUGAGUUCAAGUUUCGUUAACAAGUUGGAAUGUUUUCCCGUUACUACCAGUUGUUUAAAAGUGAAGCAAGUGACAAGCUUAACAGCCCCUUCAAACAGGUGAGUGGUCUGUCAAUCAUCCCCUUCCCUCCUAAUAUCCCAUUAUUAAUUUUAGUUUAAUUUAUACCUUUCCAUCUUUCAGGAUUUAGGAAUCCUAUUGCUGGACCUUGAAGUGGGUGAAAAAAAGGAGUUUCUUUCAGCAAAUCACUGGGCUUGGAACUCUUGUUUUUGUGAUCGGUGGAGUUCAACCAUGGUGCGAUUCAUCCGGCGCAAUUCGCGCGACAUGUUCCUGUUCUCCUUGGCCAGCCUUUGGAUUUCUUUAGCAAGCUGCAGCACUCUCGGAUUCAGGCGACAUAUGAGGACCACCAAGGCCUGUCUCACUCCGACCCUCUGGCAGGAGAUGGUUCCGGAACUCCUGCUCCCACUUCCUGAAUUCCUUGUUUUUUUUUUAUUUUACGCAGGACGGUUG
This is a messenger RNA of Hyla sarda, 4754 nucleotides long. Its product is annotated as zinc finger BED domain-containing protein 4-like. Lineage: Eukaryota; Metazoa; Chordata; Amphibia; Anura; Hylidae. Gene Ontology annotation, molecular function: protein dimerization activity; DNA binding. The transcript is spliced from 3 exons. The record is from RefSeq and is a predicted model, not a curated record. Bases 1523 to 2683 code for a protein of 386 amino acids.